AUGGACCAAGCUCGGCCUCAUGUUCGAGCCAUCAUAUCCUGCACUUUCUGCAGACAAAAGAAGUUGCGAUGCGAUCGCCUUCGACCGUGCGGGAGCUGCGUCAAACGUGGCCUGAACUGUGUCUUUCUCAACCCAAGUCCUCCACCCCGCACUGCUCCAGCUCGGUCUACCAGGCAGCUGAAUCAACGAGUCAGGGAAUUGGAGAAGCUGGUGAAUGCUCUAGCAAGAACAAAGAACUCCCGCGAACCAGAUCAUAAGAGCGAUCAAACAGUCGACAGUACUGAUGAUGCAGUUACCAGUUCGCUGGGCAGGAUCCAGGUUGGGGAAACGGGCACGAGUUAUGUUUCUGGGGCGCACUGGGCAGCGCUUCAAGACAGUAUUGCAGAGAUUAAAGAGUGUCUCGAUUCAGAUCAAUCUCUGACGCAGAACUCGAGUGAGGGUCCAGCACUCUUACUAGGGCUAUGUCCGCCAGGGAGUAAGGAGGAUUUUUUGGCUGCUGUGCCGCCAAAGCCCGUGGCGGAUCGCCUGAUAUCAAGGUUCUUUAAUUCAAUGGAGCCGGGAGCUUCCCAGUAUAAUUGCUUUUGGAUUCAACCCCAGGAGGUCAGCUUGACGUGGUUGAGUAUGCUUUUCGGCAUGAUGUGCUUGGCUAUACGACUUCACCAGCGUGCCGAAGGCGAGCCUGUCGAUGCUAUCGGCAACCCCGAAGAAGCUUGCAACAUAUAUCGACUUUAUGCCGCCUACUGUCUGAUCAGAGACAGAUAUACCACACCGUCUAAAUACACCAUCGAAGCUCUACUCACAUACGCACAAUGUGAGUAUUUCCGAAGCGCCGAUGCCCAGCAUGAGAACUGGGUGUUGUUCGGAAUCAUCAUGCGACUAGCCCUCCACAUGGGUCUGCACCGGGAUGGCUCUCGAUACCCUGAGAUAUCCUGCUUCGAAGCUGAAAUGCGCCGGCGCAUCUGGACUUUCAUGAUACAGGGGGACGCGCUUUCCUCCUUUCAGUCUGGUCUGCCACGCAUGAUGUACAAGGGCGUGGCGGAUACAAAGCUGCCGCGAAACUUACUGGAUGAGGACUUUGACGAGACCACUACGAGUCUGCCGCCUUCUCGGCCAGAUACAGAUGCGACACCGCUCUCGUAUGUGAUUGCAAAAAGUACACUGAGUGAAGUUUUUGCUUCAAUCACUGACUGCGUGGCGUCGACGGAGCCCACGACCUAUCAGUCGAUCAUUCAGCUAGAUAACCAGCUGAACGAAGCCUAUGCUGCGAUUCCUGCCCAUCUCAAAUUUCGUAGUGUGGCGCAAUCGGUUAUUGACCUGCCUCAUAUUAUUAUGCGCCGAUAUAGCUUGGAGAUUCUGUAUCAGAAAUCUCGUUGCAUUUUGCACCGUCAACAUCUCUGCGAGGGACGCUCUGAUCCGCGAUACGCUAAGUCCAGACAAAUUUGCAUCGACGCGGCAAUGAGCCUACUACAACAUCAGGCUACUCUAGACGCGCAAGCUCAGCCGGGUGGCGUACUAUGCCAUAGCAGAUGGUUCCUCUCGUCGCUGGCUUCCCAUGACUUUAUUCUGGCUGCGAUGAUUCUGUGUUUGGAGCUCCAUCACCAAUCGCGGAAUAGCGAGCAGCCAAAUGGGGAUGAACCGCAUCGCAUAGAUGAGUUCCUCCUUGCCCUUCAAACCUCUUGCCAGAUCUGGAGCCGGUACAAGGAGUCCUCUGCCGAGGCCAUGCAGGCAUGGCGAUCAAUCAGCAUCAUGCUCAGUAAAUUGAAUGCCACGUCCUUGAAUCCGCGGACACCUAUAACCAAUGGCAGUGAUAUUUCUAGUAUAAAUGAUAGUCUGCUACUAAGCACUUCUGACACCACAGACCAGCCGACCUGGUUUGAGCCGCCCUCGUUUAGCAAUAUGAACUUCGAGAGUACUGCAGCACCGGCACUGGGUGUUCCUGGUGAAGUCAUGAUCGACAAGAACUUUUGGGAUUUUUCAAAUGGCAUUGACUGGGCUGAAUUCGACGCAACAGUACAGAACUUGGACAUGGCCGGAAAUAGACUUGGGAUAUACUAG
This is a messenger RNA of Aspergillus nidulans FGSC A4, 2055 nucleotides long. RefSeq lists its product as uncharacterized. Lineage: Eukaryota; Fungi; Ascomycota; Eurotiomycetes; Eurotiales; Aspergillaceae. Gene Ontology annotation, cellular component: nucleus. Gene Ontology annotation, molecular function: DNA binding; zinc ion binding; DNA-binding transcription factor activity, RNA polymerase II-specific. The transcript has 6 exons. The record is from RefSeq and is a predicted model, not a curated record. The coding region runs from base 1 to 2055 and encodes 684 amino acids. Gene Ontology annotation, biological process: regulation of transcription by RNA polymerase II; regulation of DNA-templated transcription; DNA-templated transcription.